Temnothorax curvispinosus is the source of this 2757-nucleotide messenger RNA. RefSeq lists its product as uncharacterized. The transcript is spliced from 3 exons. Lineage: Eukaryota; Metazoa; Arthropoda; Insecta; Hymenoptera; Formicidae. The record is from RefSeq and is a predicted model, not a curated record. The coding region runs from base 57 to 2708 and encodes 883 amino acids.
AUUUAUUACGAUCUCGCGUCUCAAAGGAAUGUUCAGUUUACGAUUAUUCGCUCAUCAUGAAGGAACAGUGGAGCAUUAGUGAGAAUAACAUGCAACUCGCAGAUAUGGAAGAAGGAUUAUAUCAGGGAAAGCAAAAGUACAUGAAGAGAAUCGAAUAUAAAACCAACUGUUGCAUAGGAUGCAUACCCUAUCUCAGACUGAUACUCUUAUUAGAAGUAACGUUGUUCUUCGGAUGGGGUUGUUACAUGAUCUUGCAGAAUUAUCGUCCCGGAGAAAUAAAAAGUGAGACUACGAGCAUCACUAUUGAGAGAAAUCCAUCAAUGAUUGAAUCUGAAUCAUUAUCUGAAAUACAGAAGUCCAAAUAUCCAAAUACAGAGAUCCCUGGGAUAUUUGUCAAGCCUGAGGUCAUUAUAGAUAAGAUAAAUAAUCUUUUAGAAAACAUGAAAUUUGCGAAAGAUCAAGAUUUAACGGACAACAAGGGAACUGUAACCCUGGUAACAAAUGUACCCAGGAUGAUGCAAGCAAAUAUGCAAAAUUCUAAUAACAUGAAAAGUAAUAACAUUGGAAUAAAUGCCAUCGACAGAUUAUUGUCAACACUAUCAUCUAGAAAUUUAGAUAAGAAGUUUACGAAGAGCUCAGUACCCCAAAUAUUAUUUUCAGUUGAAUACAUUGAUAAAAAUACUGACGAUAAUGUUGACAAGGACGAUGAAUUUUUCCACCCUACACUAUUUUUUGAGAAACUACGAAAUAUAAGUAAAAUAAAAGCAACUAACGAUUUAGAAAAAAUCGAAAGGAAUGAUUUUACUGAGAAUGUUAAUCGUUUGACAUUAGGAAGUCAAGAAAAUCAUGCGUUGGAUGAGUCUAACAAGCUUAAUGAUUUAGAAUUAAACAUUGUAACAAUCUUAAAUCCUGAGAAUUUUAUAGAUCAUAGUGAAGAUCUGAUAAAUGCUUUGCAAGAUUCGGAACAGGAAUUUUCCGAUUCAACCAAAGAUGCGGCACAGGAAAAUUCUUUAUUUGAUGAUACCGAUAAACGAGUAAAUGCACGAGCUGAAGAACUAGGUAUUGUGAUAUGCCCACCUUACGAGUCUCAUGAGUUUUCUGAUAUGUUAACAAAAGACUCGUCCAUAGGUUUUCCUAUUUCUCAGCCUCUAUUAGCACAAGAAAGUUCAGAACAAAUCGAAAAUGGGUCAAGCGAUGAUAUUGCUGAAAGAAUUGAAGAUAAACACGAUAUAAAAGGUAGCGAUAUGUCAGCAUUUACGUCCGGAAGCCAAGAUCGUUUUGAUUUAUCGGGCAUCACUGUGCAAGAUAUAAAAGAUUUAUAUUCAUCUGAGAGUCUCGCAAAGAUGAAAGAAGAUGAGAAAUACGAAUCAACGGAGAAUACUGAGAAUCCUUACAAAUUAUGGUUUUUCCGACCAAAUUCCGAGAUGAUAGAAUCCUCGACGCCAAAUGUUGAUAAAUUCCAAUGGUUUAAUGGGCCCCCUUCCUUUGUAGAUCUUGAACUGGGAGAUAUACCGAGGUCAAGCGAGAUACAUCAUCGAGUUAGUUCAUUGUGGGAUACGAACGAGGACAUGGAUGUUGACGAUGUUAUUCCAGGAAGUCAGUGCGAGAUAACAAUUAAAAUGGGUAUUCUCAAAGUGAAUUGUCCCGCUAUUAAGUUCAAUGAAGAAUGGAAUGUCACCUCGCCCGAAAUACCUCCAACCGAUGUCCCGAAAGUCACUAAUUUUGAAGACAUUUUGGACGGUUACUUACGUACCGAGUGUGACGAAGAUGCAAAUGAGAAAUUGGAGGUUGAAAAUAUUUCUAAUGAAAAUUCUGAUAAAGAAGUUACGGCAUCGCGGAAUGGCGUACCUAAAAUAAUCAACGCGAUUGAAUCACAAGAAAGCACAAGUGUGAAAAUUGAUGUGUUACCGGAUUUAUCUGAUGCGGCUUAUAUUGAUCCUUUCGAUGGCGAAGAAAAUCACGAUUAUUUUUCGACGGCAUUUUACGAUUCUUUAUCUUAUGAUUCAAGUGCGGACAAUGACAAAGUAAAACAAGUCACGACGGUACCAUCCUCUAUCCCUGAAUUCGAUUCCAGUACCAUCGAUUCAAACAAAGGACAGAAUUUAUUUCUUGAUAUUUCCGGUACACAACAACAAGAACAAUUAGUCAGCAAAGAGCGAGAUUAUUCAGUUUCUGAUAAUAGCGAAACUUCUUUGAAAGAUUUCGAUCAUUUUCACACUUUGGAAAAGCAGCUAACUUCUUUACUUAAAAAUAAAAUGUCAAAUAUCCUGACGCGGUAUUUACCAAAAAAUUCUUAUGAAAAUAAUUAUCGGAAUAAUAUUUGCAAUACUCUUCGUUAUAUGCGUUCCAUAUCCCAACAUCCAUGGCGUGAACAAUACGCUGCUUUAAGGAAACUUUUGGAAUAUGAACGAAAUUCCGACUAUCCACACAGUAUGGAUGAUUCUCAUUAUCGAAGAAAACGAAUGACUGAUGAUCUUACAUGGCCACAGGAUCAGGUAUCAAAUACGUUAGAAGAAGAUGAGAAAAACGUGGAUUCGUUAGAAAAUUUGAGAAAAAUGUUCCAGAAAAUGGAAAUUAUUGCUUUCUACAUUGACAGACUUCAUGAACGAUAUCUUCUUACCAAUAAGCUUGAUGACGAUUACGCUUCGAGUGAAUUUCCGAUUGAAACUGAAAAACACCGCGAAUUAUACACAUCGAGAAUUGUAUAAGAAAAAUAUGUGAAAAAAAAGAAACAUAAAUUUCUCUUUUUUUCUUGUU